Ixodes scapularis (black-legged tick) is the source of this 2512-nucleotide messenger RNA. RefSeq lists its product as uncharacterized. The record is from RefSeq and is a predicted model, not a curated record. Gene Ontology annotation, molecular function: oxidoreductase activity, acting on the CH-CH group of donors. NCBI's taxonomy places the organism in Eukaryota, Metazoa, Arthropoda, Arachnida, Ixodida, Ixodidae. Gene Ontology annotation, biological process: lipid metabolic process. The transcript is spliced from 6 exons. Bases 404 to 1297 code for a protein of 297 amino acids. Gene Ontology annotation, cellular component: membrane.
AUGUCUUUACGAUCCCAUCCCAGCGCUCGUGCGCUACCGCGUAGAAACAAAACAAGCAAGAACGCCAAUAAUUAUCGUCCACUCGAUUCGACGUUGAUAUCUUCGCUAAAAAACAGAAACUAUUUUUAUAUAUAUAUAUAUACCCACUUGGUACUCUUGGAACUCCUGACUGCUGGUCGCGACUGGUGCGCCGAUGCGGGCAUCGGUGCACUACACCUACAUUGCUGGAGUGGUUGGAGCGCGAAAGCGGGGGGCCUGCGAUCAUGUCUUCCCAUUUUGACACCUUGGUUUUAAACGAUACCUAUGCAGGCUUGCCGUCAAACACUGGUCCUCUUCGCUCAAUGUGAUAACCAAAUCUGCUGCCAUGAAUUUCACUCACGAAGGGGAACCGCAACACUGACGCAUGGCAGUGGAGAUUAUCGACGCUGAUCACUUGGCAAUAUCUGCCAUCGUCACGGUCGCACUACAGCUGACGUUCUUCAUCGUAGCGGCGACGUUUCACUUCGACAAACUAACAGACUUCGCCGGUGGCUUCAACUUUAUUAUCUUGGCGCUGACCGUGUUCCUGCUUGCUCAGACUUACAGCACAAGGCAGUGCCUGAUCACUGGACUGGUCUGUCUGUGGGGCUUACGCCUCUCCACAUUCCUCCUUUUUCGCAUCAUCAAGAUUGGACGUGACGAGCGAUUCCAGGAAGCGGGAAAAAACAUUGCACGCUUUGCUGUCUUCUGGACAUUUCAGGCGGUGUGGGUUUACACGGUGAGCCUGCCAGUGAUUUUCGUCAACUCCCCGCGGAAAGCUGAGCCCCUGACUGUUAGCACCAUGACCCGGCUUGACAUGGCUGGCACCAUCAUCUUCUUCAUUGGCUUCGCCUGCGAGGCUAUGGCGGAUGUACAAAAGUAUAGCUACCGGCAGAACACGUCUAAUGCCAGGCACUGGUGCAACGUUGGGUUGUGGAGAUACUCGCGGCACCCCAACUACUUCGGAGAGAUCACGCUGUGGUGGGGCAUCUUCCUCAUCUCGACCAACGUGCUGUGCGGGGCCGAGUGGGUGGCUGUGCUUAGCCCACUCUUCAUCAGCGCCAUCAUCCUCUUCCUCAGCGGAGUCCCCCUGCUCGAAAACAGCGCUGACAUGCGCUAUGGCUGCAUGGAAGAGUACCAGCGGUACAAGCGCACCACAAGCCCCUUGCUACCGCUACCUCCAAGCAUCUACGAAGAAGUGCCAAACUGUUUCAAGUGUCUCAUCUGCUUCGAGUUCCCAAUCUACACAAACUCCAAGGCAAUUGCCACUUCCAUUUAAUAAUGAAGAGUCACAUUCACUCAACGGAAUGGCACUCUUGGGGUCAGCAACUAACGGGAGCCAGUAAGAUAGCAGAAGUGUCCUAGGCAGUGUUAUAGAACGAGCGGAAAGCGCCUCGCUGUUGAGCUUUAACAGUGCUAUUGUUGUUUUAAGUAGCUUUGCAAAAGCUUACUUGCUGUUAUGCUGCUUAGGUGUAGCUCUCCUCAACAUCAAGGUCUUUUUGGGCACAUGUUAGGGUGCUAUCCGACAAUUAGGUUUAAGAGUAGGAAACCCUCAACAACUGCUGCAUUCCAAUUUUAAUAUUUGCAGUUGACUCACCAAACCUUAAAUUUCUUCCCCAAUCCCCCCCCCCCCCCCCUGCACUAGGGCACUAUGGCAAACUGCUUUACCUUGACAAAUUGUUAGCCACUAAAACAAUGCAGGAAAAAGAACUGUAAAAUCAUACAAAAGUUUUUUUGUUUUUUUUUAGUUUGAAUUUUAUACAUUUUCCAGACUCACUGGUCCACUUGCCCCUUGUUGAUCACUGGCUCUACCCAAACUGGGGAUAACCGAUCACUGUCUAAAAUAAGAUUGUAUCCAGCUCCAACCAGAGCCCUGUCCCAGACUUCAUAGGUUGUGUGUACCGUCUACGUAGAUAGCAACAUUUUGAGACACUAAAGGGUGAAAUAUUUGCCUUGGAACCCGUCAAGUAUAAAAGUAAGGGUAAUGCUGACAAAUACUUACUGCACCGACAUUUGUCGGUUUUUGUGAAAAAGCUGCUUAACAAUCGCACUUGCAGUAGUUCCCAGAGAAAGUAUACUUUUCAAUGCUCCUACGCUAGAGCGAAUUAGAGUGCCAAAGUGCAUGCCCCCUGACCAGGGCUUGUUAUCUCUUGUUAUGCAGUUGCAGAUAUUUAACUAGCUAGACAUUUAUGCUCAACGCAACGUACAAGGCUGUACUCAGAGUAGACGAAGUAGGACUUUAGAAGUGCAAUCUGCAAAGCACAGUAGUACACGGACCUUCCAGGGCCAACACCUUUUCGACCAUGCUCCCGAGAUUCCUGAAGAGUCUAGCCGAGUUCAGAAGCCCCUAAGCCAACACUAGGCCUGAUCAUCACCCAGAGUAACUUGCAUUUGAAGAUAACUUAUUUUUACUUUUACCCUGAUGUACAACUUUAGAGAAGGAAACAAAAACUGUACCCUCUUUUGUUAAUAAAAGAUACCUAACCCUCUUCCU